Molecule: messenger RNA, 675 nt
Organism: Fonsecaea erecta
Lineage: Eukaryota; Fungi; Ascomycota; Eurotiomycetes; Chaetothyriales; Herpotrichiellaceae
Exons: 2
Coding region: 1-675 (224 amino acids)
Source: RefSeq, a predicted model, not a curated record
AUGUCGAAAGAAAUGAGGCUCUAUCAGGCUGCCGUUGACCUUGAUGAAGUAUUAACAGAGAACGGGAUCGGAUAUGGAUGUUUCGGGGGUUGGGCCAUCAAUGCAAUUGGUUACGAUCGUGGCACAAAGGUCAUCGACUGCCUCGUGGGCGCCGAAAAUGACGACAUCAACGGCAUAUUCUCGAAUAAGCCGGGUUGGCAUCGAAUUCCUGGUCAAAGAGAAGACUACAUCGCUUUCAUCGUUGGAGAGAAGACGGAAAAUAUACUUGUUGAGAUGUUUCCUGCUUCUACCAAAGCCUCGGUGAGUACCGAGGCCAUGAAGUCCACAAUGCGGACCAUUGCAAUUCGGACUGUCCCGGCUCGAGGUUAUCCAAUGUACCUCUUGGAAAUCGUGUACAUUUUCAAGGGAAAAGUGAACGCGGCAGCAAACCGGCCCAAAGCCUCUGACUGCGACGACAUUGAAUACUUGUGCGCUCAUGAGUCGCAUCUCCGAGAGCAUGUGCAUCAAAUCAAUGUAGAAGAUGCUGGCAAGGCGGCCAAGAGGUACCCUUCGCUGUCCAACAUGUUUAGCAAUCUUGGUAUCGAUGUCAAGAAGGCAAUCAAACAAGCAAGGAGCCUCGAAAUCACCUCUAUGCAUCCUCCUCCUUUCAUCUGUCAAAAGGCGUUGUUGGAAUAG